AUGUAUCUCGCUCGAGCUGCGUCUCGUGCACGUUUCGCAGGUGCAAAUGCGCCUGCCGCACCACUUUACACUCGAUACUGCGCUUCAACAACGCUCGUCGCUAGAGCGAAUGCUUCAUCUCUCGUUUCAGCUAGGCUUUCUGCACCGAUAAGUGCUGCCUCUCUUCCAGUUAGAGGCGCUAUUGGACGCAUCCACCGAAUACCAGCCUCAGCGGUGAACCUUCAUCCAGCCAGUCGAUGGUCCUCCUCAGCAGCAUUGGCUUCCACCUCGCCCGAAGCCGCCAAGGUUGCAGAAGAUGCCGAACAAGAGACGGAAAACGACCCUUUCCGAAAGAUCGGCUACCUGUACUUCGACACCGUCUUUCCAAUUCGACUCGGCUUCUGGGACAUUCGGUACAUGCUCGCCUCACUCGAGAAGUGUUCCGUGCUCGACCGUGUCAAGGCCAGCUUGCCACCUGAUCAGAGCGUCGGUUAUGGCUUCAAAGUCAUUGGCGCAGAAGAACGCAUGAAGGACGGCGGUGCUUUCGUCACCUUCUCUUACCUCGAAGACCCGAACGAGACAAACGAAGAGUCGCUCGACACCAUCGAAAAGCGUCUGAAGUCUGGCGUUCGACGAGUCUUUAAUCCAUCGCUGUUCUUCCUAGGCACACCUGGUGUCCAUGUUGUGCGGGGUAAACCCUUCCGCGAGGACAUGAACAUUUUUCCCGCUACGCGUAUCUUUGUCAAGCUCGAAGGCGGAGAUGCAAGCGAGGAGCAGCUAUGGCAGACCUUGCGUCCCUAUGGUCGCAUCGUCUCAAUUGUCAAAGAAAAACCUUCCGAGGCUUUGAUCACUUUUUCCCGUAUUCGAGGUGCUACCAGCGCGCGCAAUUGUGCUCAUGGCUUGGAACUCCCAAACGGUGCCCGCUUUGUCAUCACCUUCCGCAGCAUGCUCCGCAGCAAACAGGCAUGGGACUGGAUCUCAAACCAUCCGAGGCUUGUGUUUCCGCUCGUCGCCUUCCUCAUCGGCGGUAUCUCUUACAUUGUCUUUGACCCCGUGCGAGAGUUUAUGGUCGAGAGCAAGGUACACAAUACAUUCUCGCUCGAAGAAUACCGCGUCUACGCCUGGCUCAAGCAAAACACUGUCGGUCUGUUCACCAACACUGAUGGCGAUGCAAAGGGAGACGUCGACGACUGGUGGGAGCGCAGACAGUCGGCAGAGACAAUUCAAGAAUGGAUCCGAGAGAAGCCGUCCACCUUUGUAACCAUCUCUGGCCCGCGCGGCUCAGGUAAGACGGGAUUGGUCAACAGGGUCAUCACACGUGACGUCCAGCAUCUGGUCAUCGACUGCGACGUCAUUGCCAAGACGGCCAAGAACGAUUCGCUGCUCAUCGAUGCUCUGGCCAACGAGACCGGAUACUGGCCCGUGUUCAGCUGGCUAAGCAGCAUCAACAACAUGAUUGACUUGGCCGCCGUCGGUCUCAUCGGGUCCAAAGCCGGGUUCGCUACACCCACAGAUGCACAGCUCAAGCAGAUCUUGGGUGUUGUGACCAACGCACUCAACCACAUCAACGAGCAGACGCAGAAACGCAUAGUCAAAGCCGAGAAAGCUCGCCUGGCAGCUGAAAAGAAGCAGAGCGCAUCACAGACCCUCUAUCCGGCGCCCGGCGUGCCCACUGUGCACAACGGUGCCGUGGGUGAGAAGGAGUCUCUCGGGGAAAAGGCUUCGGAGCUAGCGCAGAACACGAUUGAAUCGCUCCAACAUCUGGUCACCUGCGAGGACGAUUCGAUCGCCAAGAAGGACAAAAACACAACGUUCGUUUCGCCUGUGGUCGUCAUCAAGCAGUUCCACCACAAAGGCAUCAAACAGGCUAUUUUGCAUCAAGUGCUUGCCGAGUGGGCGGCUGAGCUGGUGACCAACGGCAUCGCCCAUGUUGUUUUCGUAUCGGACAAUCCGGUGGGCAUGGGCAAAGAGCUCGCCAAAGCGCUGCCCAAUGUUCCUUUCCAGGGUAUCGCGCUCGCCGAUGCGGAAGAGGACAAGGCGCAAAGCUACGUGUACAACAAGCUCAAGGAGAUGGGACGCUUGCCAGCGCUCGGUGGGGCAGCGCCCAGCUGGCAUCCUGCCUACGAAUCCAACGCCACUCGUGCCCAAGCUACCGCAGCCGAGUUUGCCGCCGCGAAUGCCGACUACACGACCAACGGUAGUGCAGCUGCAUCCUCUGAACCACAAUACGCCCCGACUUUGGAUGACGAGACAGCCUCGUGGGUAGACAAGCUCGGUGGAAGACUCACCGAUCUCGAAACGCUGGUGCAAAAAGUAUCGUUGGGUCAGACGGUCGAAUCGGCGGUACAAGAUAUCAUCUCCCGAAGCGUUGUCGAAUUGCGCAAGAAUGCCUUUGGCGACGACUCGGGUGAAGCAUCUUCGCUUCCGUGGACGCGCUCUCAAGCGUGGACGAUUGUUAACAAGCUUGCCAAGACAGGCGAGGUCUCUUACUACGGUCUGCUGCACAACGAGUUCAAGGGCAACGAAACAGCAAUCAAAUCGCUCGAGCAAGCCGAGAUCAUUUCGGUGCGACAUCACGAUGGCCGACCGUCUGCGAUCCGUGCCGGUCGACCCGUGAUGCAGGAAGCCAUUAAACGACUUGUUUCGGACCGUGUAUUCAACGAUACGCAGACGCUACUAGCUAACACGGGAGCCAUCGAGUCGGCCGAAAAAUCUCUGCGAACAAUCGAAGCCGAAAUCGCUGACAUUAGUAAAAUGAUCCAAGGCUCGCCGUUCAAAGUGACCUCUGGAGCUGGAUCUACUUCAGGAGCCGUCCUUCCGCCGCCGGCUGACGACAAAAAGGAAAGCGCAAGCGGCGGAUUGCUCGGCAUCUUUGGCGGUGGAAGCGCUGGAGUGGCGCCAAUCAGCACGAGCGAAGCCGCCAAAGCAAGGACCGAAUUUUUGAUGUACAAGAUGGCAGAGCUACAGACCAAGAUCUCGAAGUUGGACGCGCAGAACACGAGUAUCAAGGCUAGGUUGGCAAGCCAUAUGGAUUAG
This is a messenger RNA of Mycosarcoma maydis (corn smut), 3015 nucleotides long. RefSeq lists its product as uncharacterized. The transcript has a single exon. NCBI's taxonomy places the organism in Eukaryota, Fungi, Basidiomycota, Ustilaginomycetes, Ustilaginales. The record is from RefSeq and is a predicted model, not a curated record. The coding region runs from base 1 to 3015 and encodes 1004 amino acids. Gene Ontology annotation, cellular component: mitochondrial inner membrane. Gene Ontology annotation, molecular function: nucleic acid binding.